CGCAUGUUCGAGGUCUCGAAGAAAGCAGGAUAGUUUUAUAUUAGUAAAAUUAACGUUUGUGCUUGGAUUCUUCAUAACUGUGUGAGAUAAGCCCUGUGACAGAAAUCUCAGGGAUGCAGAACUAAUAACAUGUCGUUUAAAACGUGUUGAACAACUAUGCCAGUUGCCAACCUCUGUACUUCAGCAACUUGCCAUGUGUGGUUAUUAUGAAGAUUUGGAGAAAGGAGUUACAUUGUUUAGACAAGGAGAUCCAGGACAGUGCUGGUAUGCGGUCUUAGGAGGGUCAGUGGAUGUAAAAUUAAUUCAACCUGAUGUGGACCCUAAAAUACCAGUGACACUAUGCAGUCUUGGUGUAGGGGCCACUUUUGGAGAGUCGAUUCUGCACGAUCUUCCUCGGGAGAGUACUGUCACCACCAGGACGACGUGCGAAUUGUUGAGAGUGGAACAACACGACUUCAGGCUGAUUUGGGAGAAAAACAAAGAGUUGAUGAGCGAAUUAGUGGCGAAUCGAAAAUUGAAAAAUGGAUUUGGACCAGGGGUGUGUCUCACAGGCACCCAACGAGAAGGUUCUCCAACAGGAAAAAGUUCCCACAGUUUAGACGGACCCAACCCUGCCGAACCUAUAACCGAGGCACCAAGUCCUGCAAUGGCUCGUAUCGGUUGGGCCUUACGAGUAAUAUUAUUGAGCGAAACUGGAGGUUGUUUGAAAGACAGAAAAUUAUCAGGUAAACCAGUAAGACGAUGUGCACCUGGCACAGAGCUGGUGGACUGGCUGGUCGCCCUUUCUCCUGCAGUCCAUGGACGUCUGCAGGCCCAAGGCAUGUGGCAGGCCUUGCUGGAGGAAGGGGUUAUAGCACAUGUUGCCCAUGAGCAACCCUUUAAAGACAAAUGUUUCCUAUAUCGGUUUCGUCAAGAUGAAGAUCCACCAGGAGGUGCAACCACUGGAAGUAACAACAAUGCUCUUCCAAGUAUGGAAGAACUGGCCAGGGCUGAAGAACAUGUCAGAGACGCUCUUGCUGCCUUGGCACACAGGGCUUCUGAUGCACUUUUGAGGAUGAUACUUAGAAAACCGAGCCAUGAACGGACUCAGGACGACUUGGAAACUAUUUAUGAAGAACUUCUGCACAUAACGGCUCUUUCACACUUGUCCAAUUCCGUAAAACGAGAACUUUCUGCUGUGAUAGUAUUUGAGGCACAUCCACAAGCCAGUACAGUUCUUUUUCAUCAAGGAGAUGAAGGACGAUCUUGGUAUAUUAUUUUGAGAGGAUCUGUAGAUGUUGUAAUACAUGGAAAAGGCACUGUUACAACAUUACAAGAAGGAGAUGAUUUUGGAAAAUUGGCUCUUAUCAAUGAUGCUCCAAGAGCCGCCACAAUAGUUCUUCGAGAGAAUAAUUGCCACUUCCUCCGAGUAGACAAAGACCAUUUCAACCGAAUUCUGCGUGAUGUUGAAGCCAACACUCUUCGUCUUCAGGAACAUGGUCAGGAUGUUCUGAUACUCGAAAAAAUUCCUCAACAAAAACAGCAUUCACAUUAUAAGUAUACUGUGAUGGCUGGUACUCCCCAAAAGAUGCUGGAACAUCUUCUGGAAACCAGACUGGACGCUAGAGGUAACGGAGGCGUUGGAGGAAGAGGUGAACCAGCUGGUAGAGAUCCAUUUCUGGAUGAUUUUCUGUUGACUCACAUUGUAUUUAUGCCAACACAUCAACUUAUUGCAGAAUUAGACAGACAAUUUCAGUGUACCUAUAGGAUAGACUCUCCAGGUCAAGAUCGAGAAUUUUUAUUAGCAUGCAAACGUAGAGUCGUCCAAUUCGUCCACAGAUGGGUGCUCACGAUACGCCAAAAAGUUUUUGAAGAUCCUGGCACAACAGAAUUUCUCGAGGAUUUGGCAAGUGAGGUUGAAGCAGAUUGCAUACAAUGGACAUGUCUUCAAGAAGAAGCAUCUUUAAUGCAUCAUGUGAUGUCACAACUUAGACGUCACCAGACUGAUAUUCAACGUCACAGUGGUCAGAGGUGGAAACUUCCACCAUGUGGACAACCUGUUAGUUUAUUUAGUACAUCUGGUGUUCAAGAUUCCAGGACGAUCAUCAGACCUGAUGAUGACAUAAUUUUCCGAGUCUACUGCGCCGAUCAUACCUAUUGCACCUUAAGAUUUCCAAUAUCGGCGACUGCAGAAGCAAUAAAAGUUUGUGCAGCUGAAAAAUUACAAUUAAGACCUGCAGAACCAGAAGAUUUAGUCCUGGUGGAAGUAAAAAGCACAGGAGAAAGAGUUGCUAUGAGAGAUGACGACGUCAGUGUUCCUACAUCUUUAAGUUUGAAUGGAAGGAUAUUUGUUACUCCCAAGGAUCACAUGGAUGCACUGACUUGUCUAGCCGAGCAAGAAGUAGCAACAGAAGGUCUAGACAUGGACUUAGAAUUAUUUGGAACCAAAGAAUUAGCAUAUCAUAUGACUUUAUUCGAUUGGGACUUGUUUUAUUGUGUUCACGAAUAUGAAUUAAUAUACAGAACAUUUGGAAGACACCAUUUUGAUAGGAUUACUGCCAAUUUGGACGUAUUUUUAAGAAGAUUCAAUGAAAUUCAAUUUUGGGUCGUCACGGAAAUCGUGCAUGCUACCAGUUUGGGGAAAAGGGUCUCAGUUUUGAGGAAGCUGAUAAAAUUGGCAGCAUAUUGCAAAGAAUACCAGAAUCUCAACGCCUUCUUCGCCAUCGUCAUGGGUCUAAGCAACAUGGCAGUAUCUCGUCUGACGUUGACCUGGGAAAAGUUGCCUUCAAAAUUCCGGAAAAUGUAUACAGAAUUUGAAUGUCUAAUAGACCCCAGCAGGAAUCACAAGGCUUAUAGAUUGAGUGUUGCCAAAAUGUUGCCACCAGUUGUUCCAUUUAUGCCAUUGCUUCUUAAGGAUAUGACAUUCACCCAUGAAGGAAACAGGACUUGUGUGGAAGGAUUGGUGAAUUUUGAGAAAAUGCAUAUGAUGGCACAGACUAUGAGGACUAUACGGUAUUGCAGGAGCAGACAUUUAGUCCUAGAACCACCAUCCCCAAAAAGUGAAUCAGAAGUAAGAUCUUACAUAAGUUGUCUUCGAACCAUUGACAAUCAGCGAGUGUUAACUUCCAUGUCCCAAAAAUUAGAACCAAGACGAUCAUAAAAUCAAGAAACUUCAUAGGUGAGACAAAGGUAAUUUAUUAUAUUUUAAUAAAUUAAAAAAGAAAGAAGUUACA
Molecule: messenger RNA, 3212 nt
Organism: Ctenocephalides felis (cat flea)
Lineage: Eukaryota; Metazoa; Arthropoda; Insecta; Siphonaptera; Pulicidae
Gene: Epac
Product: rap guanine nucleotide exchange factor 4
Exons: 19
Coding region: 194-3139 (981 amino acids)
Biological process (GO): positive regulation of GTPase activity; Ras protein signal transduction
Cellular component (GO): plasma membrane
Molecular function (GO): guanyl-nucleotide exchange factor activity
Source: RefSeq, a predicted model, not a curated record